AUGCAUAUAAACGACUGGAAUAGCGGUUCGGAAAAUCAACAUGUUUCCCUAAAAGCUGUUUUUGUACUUCUCGCCGUUGGGCUUCAAAAGCCAAACCCGAAGUCCAAGGCAAAGGACCAUCAAGAUGCCUUGUCAAAGCGACUUGCACUUUGGAAGGACGGUGAGAUCAGUAAGCUAAUACGUGAGGGACGAAUCAUACAAAGUCGUAUUGGAAAAUUUAAAGGAUCAAACCACCCUGAUAAAGCUAAAGUCUUUGCUAAGCUUGUGCUAGAAGGUCAAAUCAACUCCGCCCUUCGCUUCCUGAGUGAAACCUCAAAUGGCGGCGUGUUAACGUUAACUGACGAUGUAAUGACGCAAUUAAAACAGAAGCAUCCUGAGCCACAACCAGCAAAACUAGGAUCGGUAUUAUUUGGCCCGCUCAAUGACGAGAUACCCGAAUCUGUUUACUCACAGAUCAAUGGUGAGAUGGUUAGACAAGCCGCUUUGAGAACAAAGGGAUCCGGAGGCCCGUCUGGUGUCGAUGCUAACGGCUUUAGAAGAAUGUUGGCAUGUAAGUCCUUUAAGCAAUCAUCUACAAGACUGUGCGAAGCUAUAGCCAGAAUGACCAAGACUUUGUGCACACAAUAUAUCGAUCCUACUACUAUUGAAGCAUUGAUUGCUAGUCGUUUAAUUCCCCUAGACAAAGGCCAAGGUGCGGUAAGACCUAUCGGAGUAGGAGAGGUAAUAAGAAGGAUAAGUGCAAAAUGUGUUAUGAGCUUUGCAAAGAAGGACGUUGUGGAAGCAAGUGGAUCGUUACAAUUAUGCGCUGGGCAAAAGUCUGGAAGUGAGGCUGCAAUACAUGCAAUGGAACACCAUGUUUGA
Molecule: messenger RNA, 861 nt
Organism: Paramuricea clavata
Lineage: Eukaryota; Metazoa; Cnidaria; Anthozoa; Malacalcyonacea; Plexauridae
Source: the annotation of a GenBank genome assembly